GGGGCACAACCGAGAAAGCAGCGCCCACCGGGCUCCCCGGGGCAGGGCGGCCCCGAAUUGAGGGCAGGAUCACGCACCUCUGGCCCUGUGCGCAAGGCAUGUAGGGAGCCUUGGCCGGGUUGCCCCUGGGACUCAGACCCUGUCACGCUGAGUCGGAGGUCGCCAGGCCCUGGACUGCCUCGUCCUGGGUUCUCCCAUCGCUAGGAAUGUUUUACGGUAACAUUACUUGAGUUGAGAAGUUCCAUGCACAUCCUACGCCCCCAUUCGGACUGCUGGGGGGCUGACCACGCUUCGCCUGGGAGAAUCUCAGUCACUUGAAAAAAGGAAUCCAUUCACUCUCUACAAUUUCUAUGCCAUAUCUUAAUUAAAAUGUCAGAAGAAUACACCCUAAAAUUGGAGACCAGAGCUUUGGGGGCUGUGCAAAUCAUGAAUGGCAUGAUUUACUCUGCGUUGGGGUCUCUCUGUUAUGCAUUAUUUGUUGAAGAAGGGAACGGAAGAGAUACUGGUUAUGUGCCUGUCAUUGUUACACUAACUUACAUAUUUUUGUCACCACCAUUUUUCGUUAUGUCGGGCUCCUUCAGCAUACAAACACAGAAGCAUCCUACAAAAUACAAGCUUAUUUUUAGCCUGGUUAUGAACAUCAUAAGUGCCUGCUUGUCUGCACUUGGUAUACUUAUAUUAAGUAUUGCAAGUUUAACGUAUCAUCCAGAAGCCAAUGCAUACAAUUGGUCACAUUUAACUGGUGGUAUGCUUUUACAAUAUGUACUCUUCACCACCAUUGCAGAAGUGAUCUGUGCAUGCUUCAUUAUCAAAUGGAUUGGAGUAGCAAUACAUCAUCCAGAAUGCAGUGAAAUGAGCUGUACUGCCCCCAUCGAUCGCAGGUGAUGUGCACGGUCAAAGGCAUUGGUGAGUCUGCAGUUUUACAAACUUCCUUUAGCAUCUUCCCAUAAAAUGUAUGCCCUGAUUACUAUUAAUGGAAAAGGACAGUCCAAAUGAGGACGGACUCUGAGAAGUACUUUGCUGCCUGUCAUGAUGUCAGUUCUUGCACAUGGGCAUGCUUCCACACAUCCUGAAAAAGCACACUGCAGCAAUUCUUGGGCAAAGGAAGUACCACCCCAUCGUGGGAUUUCUGGGGAAGUUAUGAGCAUGUUCUUGUUUGUUGCUGUGAGUGAAGGAGAUGACGUGCAGAGAAAAGGAUUUAGAGAAAGAGAGCCAGGAAUGCUAGACUUUCUACAAUGCUCAGGACAGUCCCAGAUGAUGAUGAAUUGUCUCUCAUGACUUUUGAAUGUGCCACUAGCCAUUCAUGAAGAUAAACUCAUUUAUAAUUGUUUAAGAUCAGAGCUUAAUAAUCUGAACUUUCAGGAUUUAUCCUAUAUCAAAGCUUCCGGGAAUGUGGCCGCCGCAUACU
Molecule: messenger RNA, 1408 nt
Organism: Hyaena hyaena (striped hyena)
Lineage: Eukaryota; Metazoa; Chordata; Mammalia; Carnivora; Hyaenidae
Product: B-lymphocyte antigen CD20-like
Exons: 7
Coding region: 370-885 (171 amino acids)
Biological process (GO): cell surface receptor signaling pathway
Cellular component (GO): plasma membrane
Source: RefSeq, a predicted model, not a curated record